AUAAACAUUUUUCUUUUUUAGGAAGAGAGUUACGAUGAGCAAGAAGGAGAUGACUUUAAUGAAGGAGAAGAUAUGGAUGAUGACGAAGGUGACGAGGGCACACAGACAGAUGAUUAUGAUGAUGACCAUCAAAUGCAAGAAGGAACCUAUUCGCAAGCUGAUGACGACGAAAUGUCUAGUGGGCCGUUCGAGACUGAGACAGAUAAUAUGUCUGAGCAAGCUGCCGAAGAAGUCGAAGUAGUGGUGCUCGAUGAUGUAGAAGACAACCAGAUGGAUGCACAAGAUACAACUCAAGUUCCAAGCAUUGGUGUUCCGGUUCAACUUGUUUCAAACGAUCCGGUUCCGUCAGUUGUGACGCCCUGUGCUGCCAUUGUCACGGAAACUCUGGCUGUUCCAUCAUUACCCUCUCGGCCUUCUCUGGUUCCCCGAAUUCCUCCUGGGAGGUCCGAACGAUUUCCAGGAUUAGUAAGACAUCAACUUACAUUCACAAUCAGUAGCCAAGUACCUGGUUACGAAGAAGGCGGUGACAGCAUAGUCCCCAGUACUCCGACACUCUUCGUUCCCCACAGAGUGGAUGGAUUUGCUGAAGCAGUGAGUUCUCCCCAUGUGCCUCAUGAUCGUUUUGUCUUCAAUAGCACGACCGACAUCCCCGCAUCGCAGCAAGCUCUGUCACAAUUGGCAACGCAAGGUUCUCUCAGUGUCGACGACACCAGAAUGGACCUCUCUCAGUUCGACGACGGAAGCGGAAGGAGCGUUCCAACCACACCCCUUCAGGUUUCGCCUCCAGAAGUGACGGUGACGGAAGUUCCCGAUUCGGUCAGCCCGGAUCAGUCGACCGUUUCCGUCAAUCCGUCCACGUCCCUCCAAAACAUUCCGACGAUCACCGUGUCGGAGACCGUCGAGGUGGGCAGAUCCGGACAGGGCGGCGGUGUUUCGGAACCGGACGUACCGAUCAUUCAGAUAGUGGAAGUGACGGGCAGUUCCGGAGAAGCGGAAAGCGAUCAGAAAAUCAUCGAGGCCGACGUAUCAAAUGAAGAUGCGGAAAGUUCCGGACCCAUCAUCGUAGAAAUAGUCAGUACGGCCGAGGAGAGCAGAUGCGAGGAGACGGCCGUCGCCUCUUCGGCAGUGGAACCCGACAGCUCCGACGCCGAUCCGCCCACGGCGGGAGAAUCCGAGACGGAGAAGACGGCGGAACCCUCCGCCUCUAGGAACCAGACCGGCCAAUCCAGGAAACCCAUCGUUUGGGACGAGGGGGCUCCCGGCAACCUUCCCCGCCCCUCGUCGCCGCAGCAGACCUUCUCGGUGCCGGCCUCGGUUCCGGCGCCCCGAUCGCAACAGCGGCAGUCGUCGCCCCCUCCCCAGAGGGCCACCCGAGGUCGGAGGAUCAGGCUCAGGGGCAACAGCAGCUUCUCCUCCUCUCGCAACUCCGGCGCCUGGAGCGGGAGGCGAGGCAGGGGAGGAGCGGGAAGAGGAUCCACCUCCUUUUGAGACUGUAUACAUAAAUAGGAAUUUCCCGAAUAUAUAAAUAGUUUGUCUAUCUCUACAAUAAAACGUUUUACGUAAGUCCGUAUUUGUCAACUCUUUAUUCCCAUCCGGACCGACUUCAUAACGCUCGUCCGGUCGUUCGGAUUAAGAUCGUCUGGACCCGGCAAUAAAUCGAUCGUCGAUUUACCGUUUAGGUAAUUAAAACUCAGGUAAGUUCCGGAAGAUAAUACCCGAACGACGAUCCGUCAGUCUCGUCGAUCUGCCACCGGUGGCGUAAUGUCGUCCUCGAUUUACGGCAGGCGUUUAGCCAAUCUGGUAAAAAUGCGCACCGGCCUAUUUACCUAGCCCGGGGGAGCGGUUGGUCGAAUGGGCCACCG
Molecule: messenger RNA, 1862 nt
Organism: Centruroides sculpturatus (bark scorpion)
Lineage: Eukaryota; Metazoa; Arthropoda; Arachnida; Scorpiones; Buthidae
Product: nucleoprotein TPR-like
Exons: 10
Coding region: 73-1488 (471 amino acids)
Source: RefSeq, a predicted model, not a curated record